CCAUCCCCAUACGGGAAUUGGAUUCCGUGACUCCGCCCUCUCGCUUCUCUUCUCUCACCUUCUUCUCUCUCUCUCUCUCUCUCUCUCUCUCUCUCUCUCUCUCUUCCCUGUACUUGAAGCCAAAGCCAACCCAAGAAGCAAAAUCUCAGCUCAAAAUUUUCAAGCAGAAUCGCAGCUGCUUAGAUCGAGAAGUGGGAAAGCAUCGUUUCGUGAUCCCUGAGCUUGCUUGGGCCGGAUCUGGACGAGGUCCAAGGAGGCAUUGGAUAGAAUCGGAGCCGUUCGAUCUCGUUGAUCCGACGGCGAUGGGUCUCUCGAGCCUGCCGACGCCCUCGGAGGGCAUGCUGACCCUCCUCCUGGUGAACACCGCCCUCAUCGUCUCCGUCCUCAAGGAGAUCGUCCGCUUCGUCCUGCACGUCCUCGGCUUCCGCCCCUUCCCCCGGGCUCCGGACCCGACCGGUUUGGUCUCCGCUUCCGAUAGGCCUCCGGAGCCCACCCUCACCGACCGCUUCCGGAGCCGGUUCAAGCCCAUCCGGUUCGGGUCGGCCUUCGAGCGGCGGCGCCAGCAGGUGGUCGACUGCCGGGUUUGCCUAACCCGGUUCGAGCCGGAGUCGGUGGUGAACCGCCUCUCCUGCGGCCACCUCUUCCACAAGGCCUGCCUCGAGCGCUGGCUCGACUACCAUCACGCCACGUGUCCCCUCUGCCGGUCCCACUUCCUUCCGACCGACGAGCCACCGUCCCCCCCGCCGCCGCCGCCUCUUCUUCGCUCUGGUAUUAGUAGUAAUUACGGCGCUUGCCACUGCGCAGAGGGUUCUCAGUAGUGUUUGAUUCGGUGAUGAUACCCGGUAUCUUUUUUUCAAAUUUCUUUUUUUUUUGUGGUCGUAAUUAUUGUAAAUAUAUGACGACUGUUGUGUGUACACUUUUGGUGAUGAUGCACGGUAUCUUUUUUUAGAUUUUUUUUCCUAUUGUAGUUUUAUUCCUUGUAAAUAUAUGACGACUUUUGUGUGUACGGUUAAACUUUCUGUGAGGAACUAAAAAUGCCCUUUUUUCUCUAAA
Phoenix dactylifera (date palm) is the source of this 1053-nucleotide messenger RNA. The record is from RefSeq and is a predicted model, not a curated record. Lineage: Eukaryota; Viridiplantae; Streptophyta; Magnoliopsida; Arecales; Arecaceae.